Molecule: messenger RNA, 1176 nt
Organism: Oreochromis niloticus (Nile tilapia)
Lineage: Eukaryota; Metazoa; Chordata; Actinopteri; Cichliformes; Cichlidae
Gene: mtres1
Product: mitochondrial transcription rescue factor 1
Exons: 4
Coding region: 301-975 (224 amino acids)
Biological process (GO): regulation of mitochondrial transcription
Cellular component (GO): mitochondrion
Molecular function (GO): RNA binding
Source: RefSeq, a predicted model, not a curated record
UCUACUCCACGGCAGCGGAGAGGACGAAGUACAGUAAGACGCUAUGAAAGGUUAUUCCAUAGGUGAGUGUCGUGCAGCGUGUUAGGAAACUCGUAGUUAAGUUUUCAGUGGAUAAAAACUGUUUGCACCACGUUUGAUGGUCACGAAGCUCGGGCUGGGUCACGCUUAGGUUGAAGUAAGUCCACGAGCUCAGCGGAGAAAAGUAAAGCUAGCUAACUGCCCGUAUCUGCGUCCGCUUGGCUUCAACUUUAACCUCAACAUUGAGCGGAGACAGCAACCGUGACUGGGUGGAGCACAAACAUGCAGAGUUUGGUGGUGCAAGCUCUUGCCAUGAGGCAGCUUGGAAGGUUGAGCCCUCGCCACCUGCUAGCUACCGGAUAUGGACUGAGGCAGACCGAAUGGUGUCCCAGGACCAUUCAUACUCGCCAGCUGUGCGGCUACUCUGUCUUCCCUGUGACACCUGGCUGUCACCGGCCUGCUUUCCGUGGAAGAGACGCUCUCAGGUGUUGGUCUGCUCAUCAUUUGAGGUUUAAAAGCAACAAGAAGAAAGGUGCUUCAAGUGCACAGGAGGAGGAAGAUGAGGAUGAUAAAGACGCAGAGGACAGUGAUUAUGAAGAUUUGGACCCAAAUCUACCCAAGGACUAUAAAGACAUGGAGAAAUAUGUUCAGUCCUUCCGCUACGACGUCAUUAUAAAAGCUGGCCUGGAUAUGGCACGCAAUAAAAUUGAAGAUGCGUUCUACAACAACAAGCUCAGAUUAAACGGACAGAAACUCAUCAAGAAAAGUAAAACGGUAAAACUCGGGGACACCCUGGACCUGGUUCUGUCAGAGAACCCAGAAACGAACACUGUUACAUUGAUGAGAGUUAUCCUGAGAAGGGUUUUUACUGACACUGGUAACACUGAAAAGCACAAAGUUGCCAUAAGGCGCUGGAAAUGUCUCGAGCUUCCCAGGGAGGAGGCCUUUAAACCUUGAAUCUGCCUAAGACUGUACUGACUGUAAUGCCAUUGGCCUGUGAGGUCAACAGCACUGAGUGGCUCUCCAACGAGGUGGAUGUAGAAUGGAUUACAAAAAUGUUGUGCAGAGCUAACAACUCUGUGUGAUUAAACGUGUACUUCUCCCUUCUAUAGUGUGACACUCCCCCAAUAAAGGUGCACUGUGAGGGUUUAGACUUCA